UUAUAAUGUGCUGGUUGUUAUAAGUGCUCCCGUUCUGACGUUUCAAAAUGAUUUUUAAAAUUAUCAUAAUCUCACUGAUCUUCAAUGAGAUAGCCUCGCUCUACAUCCCGGGCACUGCAACCGCAGUGGCAAAUCUGAACAAAGCUCGUCUAAACUACGCCAUACAAGCCCGCAAAGCUACAGCCCAAUUCGGUCCGAAGUACUUUCGGCCCAACUUUCAAACCUUUCAAUCCUAUGGGCCUCAUUUUCCUAAAGCCAGGGCCAUUGAACCACAUGAAAUACAACAGUUUCCUUUCCAAAAUGGGGACCCCAACAAUUUCGAAAUUCCCGAACAACUUCGGGAGUUCGAUGCCGUUCCCGACGUCAGGUUUUUGAACACUGCCGAAGUUUUACAAGAUCUUCCGGUGAUAAAUGCAGAGAAUAACUUUGUUGAGGAAGAAGAUUUCGUACCACCUGAGCAGCCCAAUAAUUUAUUUGCUCCACAAGAAUUCACACAAGUAAACAAUCAGGAAACUGUCCUGCAACAAAUGCCGGACGAGCAACUACAAAAUGAGCAUGAUAUCCGUACACAAGAAUUUCUUAAUAACUUAUGGUCCUCAAAUAACCUUCCACAACCGGACUCUUUCAUAAGACAUAUAAAUACACAAAAACCAACUGUAGUUGUCCAACCUGAAAACUUUGAAGAAAGGGCAGCUGAUCCUCAUUUUGGACACAAACAUAUUGAGCACAAAAAAGUAUUUAGUAAUCCCCAUGGUGGUUACCAUGCCCAUGAACUAACAAUUGACAAAGGACACGGGCUUGAUCAUGCCGGAUAUAACCAUCAUGGAGGUUUCGUCGAAAAUUAUGGGGGAAGUUUUCAUCAAGGACAAGGAGGAAUCAUCAAACAUGGGACAUUCGUAAACUCAGGAAGUUACGCUCAGGGUGGACAGUUGAUUCAUGGAGGUGGAAUUAGUCCUGCAUUAAGUCAUGGAGGAGCAGUUAUUCAAGGAGGAGGAACUACUUAUGGGGGUGGUUUUGGACAUGGAGGAAAUUCAAAUUUCGGACAGCAUACAACAAAUAUACAAAUUUCCCAAGUAAACGGACAUAACAACGGUGUUCACCAAGAUCAGUUAUUUGUUGGUGCUCCACAACCUGAAGAAGAAUCGUUUUUGCAUAACGAGAAUAUGGAAGAACCUUCCCUAACAUCUGAGUUAACCGAUGACACAAUUGUAAAUUCACCCAAUCCCAAUUUCAAUGUAAUGACUCUACAAGCUGAGGAUGAAACUCUUGAACAUUCUCCUUUAGUGUCAGCAGGUACUUUGUUUCCAACAACCCCUUUAAUUCCAACGACUCCUCUGAUUCCAACAGUUCCUCUAAACCCAACAACUCCUUUAAUACCAGCAACUCCUUUAAUUCCAACCGCUCCUUUAAUACCGAAAACUCAUUUACUUCCACCAACUGUGCCAGGCUUGAGUUUCCUUCCAACGGACGCAGGUGUAUUUGAAAAACAACGUGAAUCAUUUUCAAAUUUGUUUGACCACGGCAGACAAGACACCACUAACCUAUUUCAAAAAAUAACUCAGGAUCAACAAAAAUUAGCUGAUCAAAACCAGAAAUGGAUUGAACAAGCACAUCAAAGAAGUGUCGCCUUUAGGAAACAAGUGGAUACUGACAAUAAUGAAGUUCCAAUUUUUAAAAACAAUCUAAACCAGAUCAUUGAUUUGAAUCACUUUGGUGAACAUCCACAAAACAAAAGAGAGUCAGUUGAUAAAGAAACUAUAAACGGACAAAUUCCUGUGAAGAUACUUCAUGAACCUUUGAGCAUUGGUAAGGAACAACAUGUACCAAACGAUGAUCCGAAUGUAGUUGGAGCUCCAUAUUUAUUUGAAAUAUUGCAAAUGGAUAAACAAAGAGAAGCAAUGAGGAUCAAUGAAAAUAGCGAAAAUGAAUAUAAUAGAAAAAAGAGAGACGUAAAAAGCAUAAUUAACAUUCAAAUGGAUGAUAUUAAAAAAGCUAUGAAAAAUGUACAAGCAUUAGACAGUGAAUCAGAAAUAGCACUAGAACUGCAAAAAUUAAAAGAAAUCAGGGAACACGAAAUUGAAGAUGGAGGACUAAAUGUUAACAACAAUACUCAGGCCGCUAGAGUACCAACAUCAGAAGAUAAUUUCGAACAAGAAAGUUCAGAAGAAUCAAAUAAAGAUGAAAAUUCACAAUUUGAAGUAGAGCCUGAAGUUGUAAGACUUCAUCCAGAUGACUUCAAAAGUAAUAGUUUUAAACAAAGUGAAGAGGAUGCUGCGUUGGGUUUGAUGAACAGUGGUUUUAUGGAUCAAAACAUGAAUGGUGCUAGAUUUAAAAGAAAUAUCGAUGAUGAGGAAGAAAACAAUGACAAUUUAUUAAAUGACAAAAAUGAUUUCCAUAAUAGACAAGAAGAAAUAACAAAACAGGCAGAUGAAUUGUUGGGUAAAAUACUUGAAAAUGAUCAAAAAUUUAAAGAAACUAACUUGGAUAAAGCAAGAGAGGCAACAGAUGAAAAUUUGGGAAAACUAUUAAAUAGUCAAAUAGAGUUUACUAACAAUAAGGAUUUAUCCGAAGAAAAAAUCAACGAGUUGAUGGCAAAACAAGAAAAAAUAAUGAAAACUUUACGAUUGAAUGAAAACGAUGGCGACUUAAUGAUGAUUGGAGACAUCGGUGGGAAUAUUUUAGAAGAUCUAACGGAGAGCAAAUCAAAUACUAAAGCAAGAAUGAGUGAUCAAUCGCACAAGAGACGAAAGAGGGACACUCUCCCAUUAACAAAACUAAUAAGCCCUGAUACUAAAUUGGACCUUCCCAAGUCAUUCGAUAAUUUUGGAAACGUGGCCAAAACCAUAUUUGAAGAUGAAAAAGCUCCGAUGUUCCAUGUCAGAAACUUAGUAGGAUCUACACAGGAUACAAUUAUGUCAGCCAUGAGAGUACCUCCUAAAAACAUUCUUGUGCCAACUAAGUUGUCUAUAAUGAAAGAUGAAGAGAUUCAGAUGAAUAAUCCUCAAGGAAAUCAAAAUAACGUAGGAGCUAUUAAUCCUAAUAUUAUGACACGCAUGGGAGGAACUGAUAAAAGUAUUGAUAAUAAAGAAGAUGGAAGAAGUGCUGAAGUUGAAGAUGAUAUAGGAGAUAAUAAUAAUAGUGAAAAUGACUUUGGCAUAAUGUCCACAUUUGAGAAAAUGGGAAAGGCAAUUAAACACGGUAUUACAACAGGAAGAGAAACUUUAGAACAUGUGAAUAAUAUUGCGAAUAAUGCAAAAAAUGCUGUUAACAGUUUGCAAAAUACUACACCGAAACUGGUUACUCCUUUGAGUCAAACAGAAAGUGGUGGCAAAACUAUGUUAAUAACUCCCAGAAUUUUGGAUGUAGAAAAUGAAGAAGUAGGCUUGCCACAAGAACCACCUAGAGAGUUAUUAAAAUUUGGAGACGUAAUGGACGCAGUUGGUAUAUCAAAUCCAAACGGAGAUAAAUUGGAAAUGGAGAAGAUAGUAUUUGCACCCACUGGUCCAGUAAUAAUUAGAGAUAACGUACCAAAACAAUAUAAAGUAAAAUCUCCUAGAUUAGAAAAAAUGUUGAAGAAACAGGAUAAAGACCUAACAAAAAUGGAGAAUGCGAUUAACAAUUUGGAGCAAGCAAGACAAAUAGUAGGAGCUCCGAAUUUGAGAAAUUAUGUUUUACAAAUGAAACAACACAUUGAUUUGAUUAAAAGAAUAAGUGCCAAAGAAAAAAUUAGGAACAAAAAAAGGAAAGGAUCAUAUGUUAAAAGAAAAGCGUCUGCAAAACCCACAAGUGAAGCACCACAAACACCACCCGAAAUAAAUCAGCGAGGUGGAAACGUCCCCAGUAAGGAAGAUAUUAAAGUUGGAUUGGAUUUGCCUCCAGAAUUGUUAAAUCCGUUUAUGGGCAGAGCGACUGAAUCUGAAUUAACAAAAUAUUUUGGACAUAAUUUGAGACCAGAACAGAAAGCAGCUGUUUCAGAAGCGACAGAUGGUUUAAUGUUUGAAAAAAUCUUCAACAAUACUAAAAGGUUGCAUCCACGAUCAGUUAUGUUCCCAUUUGAUGAGAUGUUAGCUAAUGAUUAUCAUAAUCUUGGCACAUACAUGUCGAUUCAAGGACCUAUUUUGCAUCCAUUUAUGAACAGACCAACCCAAGAAUAUUCAAAUACCUUCUUUAAUGAUUAUAACAACAACAUGGAUGGUGCUUAUGACCCGAUGGGACAACAUAGUUUAAAUAACAUGGGGUAUAAUUCUGAACAUAAUGACUUGAAUAACUUUGGAUACAAUCUUCUGCACCAUAAUACAAAUGACCCGAUGGGACUACAUAAUUUAAAUAACAUGGGGUAUAAUUCUGAACAUCAUGACUUGAAUAACUUUGGAUACGAUCUUCUACAUCAUAAUGCAAAUAAUGUAGAAUAUAAUUCAGAAGACGAUGGUGAUUUAGAAGGAUAUGGAAUAAGUACAUUUUAAUAUCGUUAAUAAUAUUUUUAUAAUUUUCCUAUGUUCGUUUUGUAAGUUGUUCAACAAUACAAAGUCUUAAAACAUUA
Molecule: messenger RNA, 4540 nt
Organism: Aethina tumida (small hive beetle)
Lineage: Eukaryota; Metazoa; Arthropoda; Insecta; Coleoptera; Nitidulidae
Exons: 17
Coding region: 48-4463 (1471 amino acids)
Source: RefSeq, a predicted model, not a curated record